Messenger RNA from Prorocentrum cordatum, 547 nucleotides. The record is from the annotation of a GenBank genome assembly. NCBI's taxonomy places the organism in Eukaryota, Dinophyceae, Prorocentrales, Prorocentraceae.
AGCCCAACACCAUCACCUACAACACCCUCCUGGACGCGUGCGCCCGCUCUGCGGGCGCCAUGGCGCGCGUGCCCACCAUCUUCGAGACCAUGAAGGCGCAGGGCGUCGAGCCGGACAUGAUCACGUACUCCACGUUGGUGAAAGGAUAUUGCAGUGCUGGCGACUUGGACUGCGCAUUCCAGCUUUUCGACGAGAUGAAGCAGGAUGCGAAGUUGUCAUUGGACGAGAUCGUCUACAACUCAUUGCUUGAUGGGUGCGGGCGCAAGCAGCGUGUUUCCAAGGCGAAGGAGGUGCUUGCCGACAUGCGCGCCGCGGGCGUGCCUCCGUCCAACUACACCCUCAGCAUCAUGGUGAAGCUGCUGGGCCGCUCGCACCACCUCAACGACGCGUUCGCACUCCUGCACGAGUUCCAGGAAGUGUACGACUUGUCACCGAACGUCCAGGUCUACACCUGCCUCAUCCAGGCGUGUCUGCACGGCAGGCAGGUGAAGCGCGCCCUGCAGGUGCACGACCAGAUGGCGCGCAGCUGCCGCCCGGACGCCAAGGC